AUGUCGGUGUCGCCUGAACUUGUGGCACGCGUGUUUCACGACGUUGCAUUUCAAAAACCAGAUACGAGAAUCACAGCUUCCACCGUCGCGCUUUCCACAGAAUAUAUGCGCCUUUUUAUCAAAGAAGCCAUAGUGAGAGCGAAUGAUGUGAGACUUGAAGAAGAACCACCAACCGCCAUCGAUGGUAUUGACAAUGUCGUACAGGCAACUCAGUCCCUGCAAAAUGUUGAUCAGUUUGGUGAUACCUCAGUGGAGGAGGAGGAUGUGGAAUUGCCCGAGCAGGAGGAACAGCCGCCUACUUCAAGUGCAAGUACGCUAGAUACGCGGCAUCUAAGAGCUGUGGCGGGAGUACUUGUUCUUGACUUUUAG
Candidozyma duobushaemuli is the source of this 369-nucleotide messenger RNA. RefSeq lists its product as uncharacterized. Gene Ontology annotation, cellular component: FANCM-MHF complex; Fanconi anaemia nuclear complex. The transcript has a single exon. The record is from RefSeq and is a predicted model, not a curated record. Lineage: Eukaryota; Fungi; Ascomycota; Pichiomycetes; Serinales; Metschnikowiaceae. Gene Ontology annotation, molecular function: protein heterodimerization activity. The coding region runs from base 1 to 369 and encodes 122 amino acids. Gene Ontology annotation, biological process: kinetochore assembly; DNA repair; replication fork processing.